This is a messenger RNA of Pistacia vera, 2417 nucleotides long. Its product is annotated as LEAF RUST 10 DISEASE-RESISTANCE LOCUS RECEPTOR-LIKE PROTEIN KINASE-like 2.4. Bases 105 to 2168 code for a protein of 687 amino acids. The transcript is spliced from 3 exons. The record is from RefSeq and is a predicted model, not a curated record. NCBI's taxonomy places the organism in Eukaryota, Viridiplantae, Streptophyta, Magnoliopsida, Sapindales, Anacardiaceae. Gene Ontology annotation, biological process: protein phosphorylation. Gene Ontology annotation, molecular function: protein kinase activity; polysaccharide binding; ATP binding.
AUCAAAAGUCUAUGGCUCUCGUUUAACUGAGAUUUAUAUGAUCUAAACCAACUGCACUCUACUCACCCAAGAUUAAUUCUCCCUCGAGUUCAAUUUCACCGGAAAUGUUGAACUCACAGUUUUUUCCGCCGUUGCAUUUUCUUGUUCUUCUAUGGUUUAUAUUCAUGGCCUUCGUCAAGAUUCAGCCAUCUUUAAGCAGUCCUUCCAUAUCCCAACCUAAUUGCAGUCUUCCAUUCAGAUGUGGGAACUUCACAGCCGGUUAUCCUUUCUGGGGACGUGACCGACCUAGUGGUUGUGGCCAUCCUGACCUAAAGCUCUAUUGUGUUUGUGCUGAUAUGUGGGAAUUGACCUAUCAGGGCGACAAUUGUACAACUUAUAGGCCUACCAUGGAGAUCAAUGACGUAGCCUACAGUAUUUUAAAUAUUGACGAGAAAGGCCAAAUUCUCAGGAUUGUAAGACUGGACUACCUGAACGGAAUUUGCUCACCUUCAUAUUUCGACAACAGCACCAAUUCUUCACUUCUUAAUUAUGAUCCUGGGUAUGAGCUACUUACUUUAUCUUACAAUUGCCAAGGAUAUGCAUCUUCUCCGGCAGUACACUUCACUUGCUCUGAAAAUAAUAGUCAUUAUGACGAUUUAUACGUAGCAGAAGGUCUUACCGCUACUCUGGAGAAUUGCCUGUACGUUAUCAGGAUUCCAGUUUCUAGAAGUUUAUAUUCAACAGUGAGGGGAAAUUCAUCGGUUUUGAAAGAAGCCAUAAAAGAAGGAUUUCAGCUGAAAUGGACCGUGGGCGGCAUCGGAUGUGAGGAAUGCAAAUCUAAUGGAAGUUGUGGUUACGAUCUUCUGUCGAAUCAGACAUUUUGCUACUGCCCCAAAGGACCAUCCUUCGCAUCAUGUUCUACCUCAUCACUGGCCUAUUUGGGCCCAAAAGAGCCUUCACCUUCAUCAGGAUCAUUUUUGAACAAGAGAAGAAUAAUUUUCAUAGGCGUUGCAGCUUGUGCAGUUGGCAUACUGAUAAUCCUCUCUAUAUUUCUCAUGAGUGGCCGCCUUCGACGAAAGCUUACAUUAGAUAAGGUUGUCUUCUUCUGGAAGGAUAAAACAGAGAACCAUGAAAACAUAGAGGCCAUUGUUAGAAAUUACGGAUCUCUUGAUCCAAAAAGAUAUAAUUUUUCUGAUAUUAAAAAUAUGACGAAAUCAUUCAGCAAUAAACUUGGUCAAGGUGGCUAUGGCGAUGUUUACAAAGGAAUGUUACCGGAUGGUCCUCUUGUAGCUGUCAAGGUCUUGAAGGAAUCUAAGGGUAACGGAGAGGAAUUUAUGAAUGAGGUUGCUAAUAUUAGCAGAACAUCCCAUGUAAAUAUAGUCACUCUUCUUGGAUUUUGUUGCGAGAGAAAUAAAAAAGCUCUAAUUUAUGAAUUCAUGCCUAACGGGUCUUUAGAUAAGUUCAUAUAUGAUCAAGAAUCUUCAAGUAUGAACCAAAAAUUGGAAUGGAAGACAAAGUUUCAAAUUGCAGCGGGAAUUGCAAGAGGACUAGAGUAUUUACACAGAGGUUGUAGCAUCAGGAUUGUACAUUUUGAUAUAAAACCUCAAAACAUUCUUUUGAAUGAAGACUUUUGCCCAAAGAUAUCUGAUUUUGGGCUUGCUAAACAAUCCAAAAAUAAAGAAAGUAUCAUAUCAAUGUUGGAUGCAAGAGGAACUGUUGGUUAUAUUGCUCCGGAAGUAUAUAACAAAAACUUUGGAGGAGUCUCUCACAAAUCGGAUGUCUAUAGUUAUGGAAUGAUGAUUCUUGAAAUGGUGGGAGGAAGAAAGAGUAAUGAUGUUACAGCAUCUCGCACUAGUGAAAUAUAUUCUCCACAUUGGUUAUUCAAGCACCUUGAACCAGGCAAAGAAGAGGACUUUAAACUUCAUGGGGUUGUUACUGAAGAGGAAGAAGAGAUGGCAAAGAAGAUGAUCUUCGUAAGCUCGUGGUGCAUUCAAACUUUUCCAUCUGAUAGACCGUCAAUGACUAAGGUUGUGGAAAUGUUGGAAGGUAGCCUAGAAAACUUGCAAAUUCCACCGAAACCUUCAACGUCUUCUCCAACAAUGUCGCCGCCUAAGCAUCUUCCCCUGCAACAUCACCAACAUAAACUUGAAUCACAGGAAGAAACCAGCGGUAAGCCGGGUGAUAUGUGAAAUGUACUUAAAUUUGUAUAACGAUUAAUCUGUUCAAAAACUGAACCAAUUCUUAGAACUGUAAACUGGAGCAGAAAUAAAUUGUGUUGUCCGGUGAUUAUUUACACAGACAAUGCUCGGUUUCUAUUAGGUUCAAGUUUAGAAGGUAAGUGUACACUGUACAUUAGGGAGUUUUUGUUUGCCCGGGUAGUAUCGCAUCAAAAGUUAGGAUUGCAUUUGCAUUAAAAAAAGUUGAGGUGUUUGGAAACG